This is a messenger RNA of Nematolebias whitei (Rio pearlfish), 1621 nucleotides long. It is a transcript of the gene mettl4, whose product is annotated as methyltransferase 4, N6-adenosine. The transcript is spliced from 8 exons. Lineage: Eukaryota; Metazoa; Chordata; Actinopteri; Cyprinodontiformes; Rivulidae. Gene Ontology annotation, molecular function: RNA methyltransferase activity; site-specific DNA-methyltransferase (adenine-specific) activity; nucleic acid binding. The record is from RefSeq and is a predicted model, not a curated record. Gene Ontology annotation, cellular component: cytosol; nucleus; RNA N6-methyladenosine methyltransferase complex. The coding region runs from base 34 to 1404 and encodes 456 amino acids.
GCAUGCGCAUCAGUAACUUCCGCGAAGCAACGCAUGUUUGUUUUCCUUUCAGUAUCGUUUACUGCUAAACUAACGUUUCUGGACUCAUUACUGACAGGAAGAGGUGUGACAGAACAUAUUACAAUUUAUUAUCCAAACGUCAUGUCGGUGGUGGUUCAGAGCAGCCUAGGCUGGGUUUUGGACUCACGGUCGCUUAUUGAUCGUGGCUAUCAGCGGUGCAUCCGGUGGGCAGAUAAAGCACAUGUGAAGUGUAGUUUUAAUAGGCGGUGUUUUCAAAUUAUAAAAAGCCAUUUUAACCUGAGUGAUGGUGCUGCUGUGGAAGGAGAACACGCUGAUCUGCUGCAGAAUAAACCAUCAAAGAAACGUAAGCGAAAGCACAGCGAACUCAACCAAGGGGAAGUUGACUCAAAGAUCUUCCACGAGAAGAUCAAGUCUGUUAUUCUGGAGGGAACCAAGCUCUUGGUGGAUUCUGCAAGGUCCCAUGGAUACCUCUCUGGAGAGACGGACUCUGUGAAAGAGCCUGUUCCUUCCCAGGAAUGCCGCUUCGCAGCUCUUUGUGAGAUGGCUAAAGAGCUUCCUCUGGUGGAGGAUGAGGAGCAGCAGGAGCGCACUCAGUUACUCGUCACUGAAGAUGGCUGUACUUCACAUGUCGACCUGUUCUCUCAGACGACGGAGAACAGGGAGGACCGGGCAGCUGUGGUUACACUGAUGGGAGAGGAAUAUAUCAUACCUCCUAACUCAGCUUUCCUGCUCUCUGAUUUCACAAGAAUGCAACCACUUGUUCACGGGGGAAGGAGGUUUGACCUCAUUGUGAUUGAUCCACCGUGGGAAAACAAAUCCUUGAAAAGGAGCCGUAGCUUUUUACCAUCAACACAACUGAAGCGCCUCCCAGUCCCCCAGCUCUCGUCUUCAGGAUGUUUAGUGGUCACCUGGGUGACAAACCGGCCCAGCCACCUGCGUUUUGUUUGUGAGGAACUGUAUCCACACUGGGGUGUACAAGUUGUGGCCAAAUGGUUUUGGGUCAAGGUCACAACGUCCGGGCAGUUUGUGUUUCCCCUCGAUUCACAGCACAAGAAGCCGUAUGAAACACUGGUGCUGGGUCGAUGCUCUACCUCCACAAGCUCCUCAAAAAUGCCAGAGAUUGAAGAUAAGCGCCUGAUUGUCAGCGUCCCCUCCGCUCUUCACUCCCAGAAGCCACCACUGACAGAGGUGCUGAAGCCUUACGUCGGAGCUGAGGCGAAAUGUUUGGAACUUUUUGCACGGAGUCUUCAGCCCGGAUGGACAAGUUGGGGCAAUGAGGUGCUAAAAUUUCAGCACAUAAGCUACUUCGAUAUGACACCUGCAGACACCUUUAAAGAUGAGAGCACAGGUGACUGCACACAAGAGCUCUCAGUGAAGCUGUGAAAACCUCCAUUGUGGAAAAAAUGACCGACGUUCAGCGCCUGUCACAUCAGUUUUUACUGUGGUUUUAAUAAAGAUUCUGCACCAAAACUUUGCUCUUUUUGAUCUAUCAUCUGCAUGCAUGUAGGACCUUUAUUUUCUUUUAUAUAUUUGUUUUGGUCUGGGAAAAUUGAUGGUGUUUGAGAUGAAAGAGCAUUUUUGUGCAGCUGUUUUGAACCCA